Molecule: messenger RNA, 7457 nt
Organism: Centruroides sculpturatus (bark scorpion)
Lineage: Eukaryota; Metazoa; Arthropoda; Arachnida; Scorpiones; Buthidae
Gene: Prp8
Product: pre-mRNA-processing-splicing factor 8
Exons: 41
Coding region: 146-7282 (2378 amino acids)
Biological process (GO): spliceosomal tri-snRNP complex assembly; mRNA splicing, via spliceosome
Cellular component (GO): catalytic step 2 spliceosome; U5 snRNP
Molecular function (GO): U1 snRNA binding; pre-mRNA intronic binding; U6 snRNA binding
Source: RefSeq, a predicted model, not a curated record
CCGCAACGACACCGAAACGUAGUGUUAGUUUAUACAACUGACGUCGGCCAUAUUUGUUUUCCAGUUUCGUGUCGUCGAUGAAUACAAUGCGAUAAAAGUGAAUAAAUCUACGUAAAAAAGAUAAUUAGUAUUUUUCAUCUUCAACAUGGCUUUACCUCCAUUUAUGUUGGGUCAGCCCUACAUGAUGGGCAUGUUGGCCCAACAGCAGGCGGUAGCGGCCGCACAGUUGGCCGCCCAAGCCCAGGCCCACCAGGCUCAGGUACAGGCACAAGUUCAGGCUCAGAUUCAAUUACAACAGCAGCAGCAACAACAACAGAGCGUGCAGGCCCAGCAGCAGCCUUCAGAAUUGUUAACGGAAGAGAAGUUGCAAGAGAAAGCACGCAAAUGGCAACAGUUACAAUCCAAAAGAUAUGCCGAGAAGCGGAAGUUCGGUUUUGUGGACGCCCAGAAAGAAGAAAUGCCGCCGGAACACAUCCGAAAAAUUAUAAGAGAUCACGGCGACAUGAGCAGUAGAAAAUACCGUCACGACAAAAGGGUUUAUUUGGGAGCAUUGAAAUAUAUGCCUCAUGCCGUAUUAAAAUUAUUGGAAAAUAUGCCAAUGCCUUGGGAACAGAUAAGAGACGUCAAGGUGUUAUACCACAUAACAGGCGCCAUAACUUUCGUCAAUGAAAUACCUUGGGUUAUCGAACCCAUAUAUAUUGCUCAGUGGGGUUCCAUGUGGAUAAUGAUGAGAAGAGAGAAAAGAGACAGGCGGCAUUUUAAAAGAAUGAGAUUUCCGCCGUUUGACGACGAAGAACCUCCGCUCGAUUAUGCCGAUAACGUCUUGGACGUGGAGCCUUUGGAGGCCAUCCAAAUGGAUCUGGAUGCCGAAGAGGACGCAGAAGUAACAAAGUGGUUCUACGAUCACAAGCCAUUAACCGAAACAAAACACGUAAAUGGAUCCACCUAUCGUCAUUGGAAUCUUACUCUGCCCCAGCUCGCCACCCUGUAUCGUCUGGCUAAUCAGUUAUUAACUGACUUAGUAGAUGAUAAUUAUUUCUAUCUCUUUGAUCUGAAGUCGUUUUUCACUGCAAAAGCUCUCAACAUGGCCAUUCCGGGAGGUCCGAAGUUCGAACCUUUGAUCAAGGAUGCGAAUCCAGGUGACGAAGACUGGAACGAAUUUAACGAUAUUAAUAAAAUAAUCAUCCGUCAACCGGUGCGGACGGAAUAUCGGAUCGCCUUCCCUUAUUUAUACAACAACCUGCCGCAUUACGUUCAUCUGUCCUGGUAUCACACUCCGAAUGUUGUUUUUAUCAAGACUGAAGAUCCUGACUUGCCUGCAUUCUAUUUUGAUCCGCUUAUAAAUCCGAUUUCUCACAGGCAUGCGGUUAAGGGAAUGGAACCGCUACCAGAUGAUGAUGAAGAAUUUGAACUGCCGGAAAAUGUUCAGCCAUUCCUCCAAGAUUGUCCUCUUUAUACGGAUAAUACGGCCAACGGCAUAGCACUUCUUUGGGCUCCAAGACCUUUUAACCUUCGCUCCGGAAGAACUCGCAGAGCGAUCGAUGUCCCCCUCGUAAAAUCUUGGUAUCGUGAACACUGUCCACCGGGAAUGCCUGUAAAAGUUAGAGUUUCCUAUCAGAAGUUAUUGAAAUAUUACGUCUUGAAUGCUCUGAAGCACAGACCUCCAAAACCUCAAAAGAAAAGAUACUUAUUCCGUUCUUUCAAAUCGACAAAAUUUUUUCAAACCACCACUUUAGAUUGGGUGGAAGCAGGUUUACAAGUGUGUAGACAAGGUUAUAAUAUGCUGAACCUGCUCAUUCACAGGAAGAACUUGAAUUAUCUUCAUCUCGAUUAUAAUUUCAACCUGAAACCUGUGAAGACCCUUACAACAAAAGAAAGAAAGAAAUCACGUUUCGGAAAUGCAUUCCACUUGUGUCGAGAAAUUUUACGCCUGACGAAACUCGUAGUUGACAGUCACGUUCAGUAUCGUCUGAAUAACGUUGAUGCCUUUCAGCUCGCCGACGGGCUACAGUACAUAUUUGCACACGUUGGGCAACUCACCGGAAUGUAUCGAUACAAAUAUAAAUUGAUGAGACAGAUUCGAAUGUGCAAGGAUUUGAAGCAUCUUGCCUACUACCGUUUCAAUACCGGGCCUGUCGGAAAAGGUCCGGGAUGCGGAUUUUGGGCCCCAGGCUGGCGAGUGUGGUUAUUCUUUAUGAGAGGUGUCACUCCAUUGUUAGAAAGAUGGCUUGGGAAUCUAUUGUCGAGACAGUUUGAAGGACGACACUCAAAAGGUGUCGCAAAAACCGUUACGAAGCAGAGAGUGGAGAGCCAUUUUGAUUUGGAAUUGAGGGCUUCGGUUAUGCACGAUAUAGUGGACAUGAUGCCCGAAGGCAUUAAGCAGAAUAAAGCUCGUACAAUACUUCAGCAUCUUAGUGAAGCGUGGCGUUGUUGGAAGGCCAACAUUCCGUGGAAGGUCCCAGGAUUGCCGAUCCCCAUCGAAAGUAUGGUUCUUAGGUACGUAAAGAUGAAAGCAGACUGGUGGACCAACACGGCACAUUACAAUAGAGAACGUAUCCGACGAGGUGCGACGGUGGACAAGACGGUGUGUAAAAAGAAUCUCGGUAGGCUGACACGUCUGUACUUGAAAGCCGAACAAGAAAGACAACAUAACUAUUUGAAGGACGGGCCAUACAUCAGUGCCGAAGAAGCUGUUGCCAUAUACACGACGACAGUCCACUGGCUAGAAAGUAGAAGGUUCUCGCCUAUUCCGUUCCCUCCACUUUCGUAUAAACAUGAUACAAAGUUACUCAUUCUAGCAUUAGAGAGGUUAAAAGAAGCAUACAGCGUUAAGAGUAGAUUGAAUCAGUCUCAGCGAGAAGAAUUAGGUUUAAUAGAGCAGGCAUAUGACAAUCCUCAUGAAGCUCUGUCACGUAUUAAACGUCAUCUCCUAACCCAGAGAGCAUUUAAAGAGGUUGGGAUAGAAUUUAUGGAUUUGUAUAGUCAUUUGAUUCCGGUUUACGAUGUCGAGCCGUUGGAAAAGAUAACAGACGCUUACCUGGAUCAGUAUUUGUGGUAUGAAGCCGACAAGCGGCGUUUGUUUCCGCCUUGGAUAAAACCGGCAGACUCAGAGCCUCCACCUCUUCUAGUUUAUAAAUGGUGUCAAGGUAUAAAUAAUUUACAAGAUGUGUGGGAAACUGGUGAAGGCGAAUGCAGUGUUAUGUUAGAAUCUCGUUUUGAGAAGAUGUAUGAGAAGAUCGACUUGACACUCCUAAAUAGACUUCUCCGUCUCAUUGUCGAUCAUAACAUAGCCGAUUACAUGACGGCUAAAAAUAAUGUUGUGAUCAAUUACAAGGAUAUGAACCACACCAAUUCUUACGGCAUUAUCCGAGGAUUACAGUUUGCGUCUUUCAUCGUCCAGUAUUAUGGUCUCGUGAUGGAUCUUUUGGUGUUGGGUCUGCAAAGGGCGAGCGAAAUGGCGGGACCACCGCAAAUUCCAAACGAUUUCUUAACAUAUCAAGACAUUGUGACGGAAACAGCACAUCCGAUUAGGUUAUUUUCACGUUACAUUGAUAGGAUCCACAUAUUCUUCAGAUUCACAGCUGAAGAAGCUCGUGACUUAAUUCAGAGAUAUUUGACUGAACAUCCCGAUCCCAACAAUGAGAAUAUCGUCGGAUAUAACAAUAAGAAGUGCUGGCCGAGGGACGCUCGCAUGAGACUGAUGAAACAUGACGUAAAUUUAGGCAGAGCCGUUUUCUGGGAUAUCAAAAAUAGAUUACCCAGAUCCGUGACUACGAUUCAGUGGGAAAACAGUUUCGUAUCUGUAUACAGCAAGGAUAAUCCAAACCUGUUGUUCAAUAUGAGUGGAUUCGAAUGCCGUAUUUUGCCAAAGUGUCGAAUGACACACGAAGAAUUCACUCACAAAGAUGGAGUCUGGAAUCUUCAAAAUGAAGUAACAAAAGAAAGGACUGCGCAGUGUUUCCUGAGAGUCGACGAUGAAUCGAUGCAAAGAUUUCAUAAUCGCGUACGCCAAAUACUGAUGGCGUCGGGCUCUACAACAUUUACAAAAAUUGUCAACAAAUGGAACACUGCUCUGAUUGGUUUGAUGACAUAUUUUCGUGAGGCCGUAGUAAACACUCAAGAACUUCUGGAUUUAUUGGUGAAGUGUGAAAAUAAAAUCCAGACCAGAAUAAAGAUCGGCCUGAAUUCAAAAAUGCCAAGCAGAUUUCCUCCUGUCGUGUUUUACACGCCAAAAGAGUUGGGCGGAUUAGGAAUGCUGUCCAUGGGCCACGUUCUCAUUCCGCAGUCCGAUUUAAGAUGGUCGAAGCAGACAGAUGUAGGAAUCACUCAUUUCCGAUCGGGAAUGAGCCACGAUGAAGACCAGGUCAUUCCCAACCUGUAUCGAUAUAUUCAACCGUGGGAAAGCGAGUUCAUCGAUUCGCAGAGAGUCUGGGCCGAGUAUGCGUUAAAACGUCAAGAGGCACUGGCACAAAACAGACGUCUUACGCUGGAGGAUUUGGAAGACAGUUGGGACCGUGGAAUUCCACGCAUCAACACGCUGUUUCAGAAAGACAGACACACAUUGGCAUACGACAAGGGAUGGAGAGUACGAACCGACUUUAAACAAUACCAAGUUCUGAAGCAAAAUCCAUUCUGGUGGACUCAUCAGAGACACGAUGGUAAAUUGUGGAAUUUAAAUAAUUAUCGGACUGACAUGAUACAAGCUCUUGGUGGUGUGGAAGGAAUUUUAGAACAUACUCUUUUCAAAGGAACGUAUUUUCCAACCUGGGAAGGUCUUUUCUGGGAGAAGGCUAGUGGAUUCGAAGAAUCCAUGAAGUACAAAAAAUUGACCAAUGCCCAACGAUCGGGUCUCAAUCAAAUUCCCAAUCGACGUUUUACACUGUGGUGGUCUCCCACCAUUAACAGGGCAAAUGUAUACGUCGGGUUUCAAGUACAGUUGGAUCUGACUGGAAUAUUCAUGCACGGAAAGAUUCCGACGUUGAAGAUUUCUCUGAUCCAAAUCUUCCGUGCCCAUCUGUGGCAGAAAAUUCACGAAAGCAUAGUCAUGGAUUUGUGUCAGGUGUUUGAUCAAGAAUUGGAUGCAUUGGAAAUUGAAACUGUUCAGAAAGAAACUAUUCAUCCUAGAAAGUCAUACAAAAUGAACAGCUCUUGCGCAGACAUUCUCCUGUUUGCAGCAUACAAGUGGAAUGUGUCGAGGCCGUCACUUCUGGCAGAUUCAAAGGAUACGAUGGACGGUACGACUACCCAAAAAUACUGGAUAGAUGUUCAGUUACGUUGGGGCGAUUACGACUCUCACGAUAUCGAAAGAUACGCGAGGGCAAAGUUUCUCGACUACACCACCGACAACAUGAGUAUAUAUCCAUCUCCCACUGGCGUACUGAUUGCGAUUGACCUGGCUUACAAUUUACACAGUGCUUACGGUAAUUGGUUCCCCGGUUGUAAGCCAUUAAUCCAGCAAGCGAUGGCAAAAAUCAUGAAGGCUAAUCCCGCACUUUAUGUGUUGAGAGAGAGAAUCAGAAAAGGUCUUCAGUUGUAUUCUUCGGAGCCUACAGAACCUUAUCUUUCGUCACAGAACUACGGAGAGCUGUUCUCCAAUCAGAUUAUUUGGUUUGUGGACGACACUAAUGUGUAUCGUGUAACAAUUCAUAAGACUUUUGAAGGCAACUUGACGACCAAACCCAUUAAUGGUGCCAUAUUUAUUUUUAAUCCACGUACCGGUCAGCUGUUCUUGAAGAUUAUUCACACUUCGGUUUGGGCGGGACAAAAACGUCUGGGACAGUUGGCAAAAUGGAAGACUGCAGAAGAAGUCGCUGCCCUGAUUCGUUCUCUACCCGUUGAAGAACAGCCCAAACAGAUCAUUGUAACCAGAAAGGGAAUGCUGGAUCCGCUAGAGGUACACUUGCUGGAUUUUCCGAAUAUCGUAAUUAAGGGUAGUGAAUUACAACUUCCCUUCCAAGCCUGUUUGAAAGUGGAGAAAUUUGGCGAUCUCAUAUUGAAAGCAACCGAACCUCAAAUGGUUUUAUUCAAUCUGUACGACGAUUGGUUGAAGACUAUUUCAUCGUAUACCGCAUUUUCGCGUCUCAUAUUGAUUUUGAGAGCACUUCACGUCAACAACGAGAGGACCAAAGUCAUCUUGAAGCCUGAUAAGACGACCAUUACAGAACCCCAUCACAUUUGGCCCACGUUGACAGACGAAGAGUGGAUCAAAGUAGAAGUUCAGUUGAAAGAUCUGAUUUUGGCUGAUUACGGAAAAAAGAACAACGUAAAUGUGGCAUCUCUGACGCAGUCGGAGAUCCGUGACAUCAUUUUGGGUAUGGAAAUUUCCGCCCCGUCUGCACAGAGGCAGCAAAUUGCAGAAAUCGAAAAACAGACCAAAGAACAGUCCCAACUGACGGCGACCACCACUCGUACUGUUAAUAAGCACGGGGAUGAGAUAAUCACUUCGACCACUAGCAAUUACGAGACGUCGACAUUCUCAUCUAAAACUGAAUGGAGAGUAAGAGCCAUAUCUGCUACCAAUCUUCAUCUGCGAACCAAUCACAUCUACGUCUCUUCGGAUGACAUCAAAGAAACUGGAUACACUUACAUUCUCCCAAAGAAUAUCCUGAAAAAGUUCAUCAUCAUAUCAGAUUUGAGGACGCAGAUUUCCGGUUAUCUCUAUGGAGUUAGUCCAUCGGAUAAUCCACAAGUAAAGGAAAUAAGGUGUAUAGUGAUGCCGCCACAGUGGGGUACCCAUCAGACGGUGCAUUUGCCAAAUAUAUUGCCCCAGCACGAAUAUCUACAAGAAAUGGAACCACUUGGAUGGGUUCAUACACAACCGAACGAACUUCCUCAGCUCUCACCGCAGGAUGUGACAACACAUGCGAAAAUAAUGGCUGACAAUCCAUCUUGGGAUGGAGAAAAGACAAUAGUCAUUACCUGCAGUUUCACACCCGGUUCCUGUUCGCUGACCGCCUACAAGCUGACACCCAGUGGAUACGAAUGGGGUCGACAGAAUACAGACAGAGGCAACAACCCCAAAGGUUAUUUGCCUUCCCACUACGAAAGAGUACAGAUGUUGCUGUCGGACCGUUUCCUCGGCUUCUUUAUGGUUCCGUCGCAGGGAUCCUGGAACUACAACUUCAUGGGCGUCAGGCACGAUCCCAACAUGAAGUACGAACUGCAGUUGGCCAAUCCAAAAGAAUUUUAUCACGAGGUUCACAGGCCCUCUCACUUUCUGAACUUUAGUAACCUGGAAGAUAGCGAGGGAGUGGGAGCUGAUCGUGAGGACCAUUAUGUGUGAAGCAUUUGAUAUGUAAACAAAACAUUACGCAUGAUGUACACAACCAUUUUUCGAGGAUGCUCGACUCGUAGUGAAGUCUUUCUUUUUUAUUUUAAAUACAUGUUAAGCACAUGUCUGUGUGUGACCGGUAGCACGUGUAUCCUUAAACCGUUCCUGCGGAUGUAUGUAUCUAUAA